Zonotrichia albicollis (white-throated sparrow) is the source of this 2639-nucleotide messenger RNA. The record is from RefSeq and is a predicted model, not a curated record. NCBI's taxonomy places the organism in Eukaryota, Metazoa, Chordata, Aves, Passeriformes, Passerellidae.
CUGCUUUUCCUCACCGGCUGAACCUUUUUUACUUGGCCAAUGAUGUCAUACAGAACUGCAAGAGGAAAAAUGCCAUUGUUUUUAGGGACACCUUUGCAGAGGUGCUUCCUGAGGCUGCUUCAUUAGUGAAGGACCCAUCAGUUUCCAAAUCCAUCGAAAGAAUCUUCAAAAUCUGGGAGGACAGAAACGUGUACCCUGAGGAAACCAUUCUGGCCCUGAAAGAAGCACUGAGUACCACUUUCAAAACUCAGAAGCAGCUGAAAGAGUCUCUGAACAAACCGAAUAAGCCGUGGAAGAAAUCACAAACCUCCACCAACCCCAAAGCUGCUCUGAAGUCCAAGAUUGUUGCUGAAUUCCGACCCCAGUCCCUCAUUGAUGAGCUGCUGCUGUACAAACGCUCAGAGGAUCAGAUAGAGCUCAAGGAGAAGCAGCUUUCCACUAUGAGGGUGGAUGUCUGCAGCACUGAGACACUCAAGUGCUUGAAAGAUAAAACAGGAGGGAAGAAGUUCUCCAAGGAGUUUGAAGAAGCAAGUUCAAAGCUGGAGGAGUUUGUCAAUGGUUUGGACAAGCAAGUGAAGAACGGCCCCUCGCUCACCGAGGCGCUGGAGAACGCUGGAAUAUUCUACGAGGCACAGUACAAAGAAGUCAAGGUGGUGGCAAAUGCCUAUAAAACAUUUGCUAACCGAGUGAGCAACCUGAAGAAGAAGCUGGACCAGCUGAAAGCAACCCUCCCUGAUCCCGAGGAGUCUCCUGUCCCUUCUCCCAGCAUGGAUGCUCCAUCUCCCACGGGCUCCGAGUCCCCUUUCCAGGGCAUGGGGGAGGAGAGCAGCACCCGCUCUCCCGCAGGACGCAAGGUGGUUUCUCCAGAGCCUGCCACAGAUAAUCGGGAUGUGGAGGACAUGGAGCUCUCUGAUGUGGAGGAUGAUACGUCUAAAAUCAUUGUGGAGGAGAGGAAGGACAAACAGGCAGCUCCAGCCCCGGCCCCUGCCAAGGCUGAGAGCGUCCCCAAAGCGGUGCCAUCGGCUGCUGCGGCCGCCACGGCCUCGGGGACAGCGGCCACGCCAGCCCCAGCCCCUCCAACUCCCCCAGCUCCAAAGGUGGUGAGCACAGCUCCCAUCCCUCUGGCACCAGCACUUGCCUUACCCAACCUGGCCAACGUGGACCUGGCCAAGAUCAGCUCCAUCCUGAGCAGUUUGACGUCGGUGAUGAAGAGCACAGGUGUGAGUCCCGCCUCGAGACCUUCGCCAGGGACCCCGACCAGCCCCUCAGCUCUCACCAGUGGCCUGAAGACUCCUGUCCUGGGAACCCCAUCUGCUCCUUCGAAUCCAUUAGCAAAUAUUCUCUCCAAAGUGGAGAUAACUCCGGAAAGCAUUCUGUCAGCUCUCUCCAAAACCCAGACUCAGACGGCGCCAGCGCUGCAAGGGCUGUCGUCCUUGCUGCAGAGCGUGGCUGGAAACGCCGUUCAGUCGGGAGAAGCUGCCUCACAGAGCACCUCGGCAUCGCCAGCCAACACAACCGUGCCGUGCUUGAAGGGGAGGAAUGUUCCUUCCAAUCCACAGCCCUUUAUAGCCAAAAGUUUUGGUUAUUCUCCAAACUCAACCACCGCAGAGGUUUCCUCCACUUCAGUCAAUAAGGCUCCCGUCGGACAUACCCCAGCACUGUCAAGCUCUGGUUUUAAGCCACCAACUAAUUCCCUGGGAUUUUCCAGUUCCCACCCUACCAGUCCUUCCUCCCUUUUGCCAACAGAAACCUCACUGAGUCAAUCCUCCGAAAUCUCAAAAGCCAAGCUGGAAUCAGAACCCCCUUCUCCCAGCUUGGAGAUGAAGAUACACAAUUUCCUGAAGGGAAAUCCUGGCUUCAGUGGCCUGAACUUGAAUAUUCCCAUCCUCAGCAGCUUGGGGUCCAGCAUGGCACCGGAGAGUCACAGCUCUGACUUCCAGCGUGGUCCCACCAGCACUUCCAUGGACAAUGUGGACGGGACGCCGGUGCGCGACGAGCGCAGUGGGACGCCCACCCAGGACGAGAUGAUGGACAAGCCAACGUCGAGCAACGUCGACACGAUCUCCCUGCUGUCAAAAAUCAUGAGCCCCGGUUCCUCAACUCCCAGCAGCACAAGGUCUCCUCUGCAGGGCCGGGAUGAUGGAUAUUCCCAAGAACUUCCCAGUUCCGUGCACGGCUACCGGCCCUUCGGCCUCGGCAGGGAGUCCCCGGCCGGCCUGUACAAGCCACCUGUGGACAGCAGGGAGAUGCCCUCCUCCUUGAUGGACUCCUCCCAGGAGAAGUUUUACCCGGAUACGUCUUUCCAAGAAGACGAGGAUUACCGUGACUUCGACUACUCCGGGCCGCCGCCCUCGGCCAUGCUGAACCUGGAGAAGAAGCCGGUCAAGUCUAUCCUGAAAUCGAGUAAACUCCCCGAUUCUGCAGAGUACCAGCCAGUGCUGUCCAGCUACGGGCAGCGCUCGCAGGAGUUUGGUGUGAAGCCAUCCUUCCCCCCAGCCAUGAGGUCCAUCCUGGAUCAGAGUGAGAGCUGUGACCCGCUGGCCUCGUCCCCAGGGAUGUUUGGGAGCUACGGCCGCCGGGGGAAGGACUCGGCCUCGGACGGGUCCCCAUCUCCCAGCAAGAACGACGUGUUCUUCACG